Messenger RNA from Sarcophilus harrisii (Tasmanian devil), 588 nucleotides. Its product is annotated as zinc finger protein 583-like. Lineage: Eukaryota; Metazoa; Chordata; Mammalia; Dasyuromorphia; Dasyuridae. The record is from RefSeq and is a predicted model, not a curated record. Gene Ontology annotation, molecular function: DNA-binding transcription factor activity, RNA polymerase II-specific; RNA polymerase II cis-regulatory region sequence-specific DNA binding. The annotation marks the transcript as partial. Gene Ontology annotation, biological process: regulation of transcription by RNA polymerase II. The transcript has a single exon.
GGAGAGAAACCAUUUGUAUGUAAGGAAUGUGGGAAAGCUUUUAGUCAGAGGCACAGUCUCACUAUUCAUCAGAGAGUUCAUACAGGAGAGAAACCCUUUGUAUGUAAUGAAUGCAGAAAAGCCUUCAGCCAGAGACAACACCUAAUUCGUCAUCAAAGAAUUCAUACUGGAGAGAAAGCAUUUGUAUGUAAGGAAUGUGGAAAAGCCUUCAGCCAUCGAGACUGCUUUACUAUACAUCAGAGGACUCACACUGGAGAGAAACCCUUUGUUUGUAAGGAAUGUGGAAAAGCUUUCAGUCAUCGAGACUGCUUUACUAUACAUCAGAGGACUCACACUGGAGAGAAACCAUUUAUAUGUAAAGAAUGUGGAAAAGCCUUCAGCCAGAGAAAACACCUCAUUUGUCAUCAAAGAAUUCACACUGGAGUGAAACCAUUUGUAUGUGAGGAAUGUGGAAAAGGGUUUAGUAAUAGGUCUAGCCUUAUUACUCAUCAGAAAAGUCAUACUGGAGAGAAACAGAAUUUGUCGAAAUAGAUUUCAGAGAGGAACUACCCUUCACUGUCACAAGAGAAUUCAUAUGAUUCUGGCAAC